Stegastes partitus (bicolor damselfish) is the source of this 1592-nucleotide messenger RNA. Its product is annotated as glutathione S-transferase kappa 1. The transcript is spliced from 8 exons. Gene Ontology annotation, biological process: glutathione metabolic process. Bases 250 to 930 code for a protein of 226 amino acids. The record is from RefSeq and is a predicted model, not a curated record. Gene Ontology annotation, cellular component: mitochondrion; peroxisome. NCBI's taxonomy places the organism in Eukaryota, Metazoa, Chordata, Actinopteri, Pomacentridae. Gene Ontology annotation, molecular function: glutathione transferase activity; glutathione peroxidase activity.
CCAGAGGAGGGCGGUGAUGGUUUGGUGUGUUUGGAGCAUUAAAUUCAGCCUCCUGGCGGUCAGACAGCGUCACUGAGCGUCCGUGUAGACGCGGCUAGCUGCGGCUAACUUCAGCAAACUGUCAGAUAGAGCAAAGGUUAAGAGAGGAGCCGCUGAGCGUGAACUUUGCCACAGUGAGCAGUGAACGGACAGAGUCCAGUUGUCUCUGCAGACAUUUGAAGUGCGAACCGAAGCUGCUGCGAAGUCAACAUGAGCUCCAGGAAAGUGGUCGAGCUGUUCUACGACGUGGUUUCUCCUUAUUCAUGGCUGGGCUUCGAGGUUAUGUGUCGCUACAGAAACGUGUGGAACAUUGAUCUCAAGCUGCGUCCUGCGUUUCUUGGUGGCAUCAUGCAGGGAUCAGGAAACAAGCCUCCUGGUGUGGUUCCCAACAAGUUUAAGUACAUGGGCCACGACCUCCGCCGCUUGUCAGAAUACUUUGACGUUCCUAUGCAGAUGCCGGCCAACCCGUUUGAAGCCAUGUUUGAAAAAGGCUCGCUGCCUGCGAUGCGAUUCGUGACUGCAGUUCAGGAGAAAGAAGGCGACAUAAAGAUGGAGAAAGUUUCCCGUGAACUGUGGAAACGAAUCUGGAACGAGGACAAAGACAUCACUCAACCCGCGUCGCUGUCGGAGGCGGCAGCGAAAGCCGGCCUGUCUGACAGCGAGAUUAAAGAAGCGCUGGCAGCGUACACGUCCCAGAAGGUCAAAGACAAGCUGAAGACCUCCACGCAGGACGCUCUGGCUCUGGGGGCAUUCGGCUUCCCCAUGUUGGUUUGUCACGUUAACGGAAAGCCGCAGAUGUUUUUUGGGUCGGACAGAUUUGAGCUCAUGGCCCACUGCAUCGGAGAGCAGUGGCUCGGGCCCAAACCCGACAAAGCAGCUUCCAAACUGUGAGGUGAAGAGUCUCGUUAAUCUGCUCACAGAUUCUGGCCUUUUGGUUCUCUAUAACACAAAGAACACCGCAUUUCCUCUGCUGUGCCUUCAGGAUAGUCUUUCUGCAUUAAACAUUCUAUAACGACAGUUAAUUUUGCUUCUGUUUAAAGGAACUUUGACAGUUUGCAGAUAAAUCAGCAGAUUUUUUUGCAUGCCGACGAAUGUUUCUGCUGCGUAUCACUAAAGCUGACUUUGCUUUAAUCAGAUGACGCUUUUUCUAGAGUCUCCAGAUUAAAAAAUGAAAAGGAAGCAGAAAAAAUUCACAUUUAAGAAUCUGCAAUCACAGAAUUCAGACAGUUUUUAUUAAAAAUACUCAAACUGUCAAAAUAGUUGGAGAUCAAUUAAAUACUUGACAUGAAAAAUGAUUAAAUCUGAGCAGCUCUGUCGACAUUAAUCCUCUUUAUUCAUGUGGAUUUGUUGGUCCUCUGCACUGAUGAAUGUCGUCGGUACAUGUGAGGAACAGCUGAUCACGUUUCUCCAGAUUAACUUUUGCUGUAACUCGAACUCCAACUAAUGAUCAUUUUCUGUAUUAAUCGAUUAGUUGAUUGGUCAAUACAAUGUUUGUUGUCAUAGUGGUGGAAAUAAAACAGAAAAUAUUCACGCUUCAGCAGCUGAAAUUACCA